Molecule: messenger RNA, 168 nt
Organism: Dentiscutata heterogama
Lineage: Eukaryota; Fungi; Glomeromycota; Glomeromycetes; Diversisporales; Gigasporaceae
Source: the annotation of a GenBank genome assembly
AUAGAGUGCUUGGCUUUAUUAAAAAUCUGUGAGACAGAAAAUGCUAUGGGCAUUAAAAAGAACAAAUGUAAUCUACUGAUAUGGGUAGUGCUGAUGAAGCAUUUAAUCUCAGAUUUUAUGAUCAGAUAUUGUAAUUAUAAAGGAAUUGAAGUUACAGGAUUAGGUGAG